AUCAGUCUAAAGCGCAGCUCCAGUGGAGGACACGCACUGUGCACCAUCUCCCUCAGCCGUCCGUGUGUGGGUCGUGGAAAUAACAACUGUUCCCCAAAGAAGCUCGAGAGCGGAUAACCAGCAGCAGAGAAGUGAUGGAUGAAAGAAUACCGCAUUUACAGGACAGACAGUUCAUGGAGCACGCAGAUUUCUUAGGGGUGGAUUACCCCUCUCUCUACAUAUGCAAAUCCAAAAGAGGAAUAAAACGAGAGGAUGGUGGGAAGCAGGACGCAUACAAGUUACCACACCGGUUGAUAGAGAAGAAGAGGAGAGACCGAAUCAACGAAUGUAUUGGCCAGCUAAAGGAUUUGUUACCCGAACAUCUGAAGCUGUCGACUCUCGGGCAUUUGGAGAAAGCAGUUGUCCUGGAGUUAACGUUGAAACAUUUGAACGCACUGACUGCUGUCACUGAGCAGCAGCACCAGAAGAUCAUUGCUUUGCAGAAUGGGGACCGGUCCAUGAAAUCUUCCAUUAACGCAGAUCUGGAUGUGUUCCACUCCGGGUUCCAGGCCUGUGCCAAAGAGGUCCUGCAGUACCUGAGUCAGUUUGAGAACUGGACGACACGAGAGCAGAGGUGCGCGCAGCUCAUCAACCACCUUCACAAGGUGCUGGCGCAGUUCCAGCCCGGCGAGCCGCAGCUCCAGCAUCAGCUACCCGCCGGGGACGCACAGGACGUGCAGAAAGCCGACAGCCAAGCUAAUUGUGUCCCGGUCAUCCAGAGGACCCAAGGCGGGGAGCUCAACGAGAAUGACACCGACACGGACAGUGGAUACGGGGGAGAAGCCGAAAAGAGCGAUGUCAAAGAUAAAGAAUGUGAGCACAAUAAGGCGCAGGGGCCGAAGGCAGUGAAGAUCAAGCAAGAGUUCGGAGACGAUCGCGCUGCCAAAAAACCCAAGAUGAACUGGCCUGGGAACGGGUUAGGGGGCACAGACCCCACGAGGCCCGAUCUGGCGUUUAUGAACUCUCUGAUGGGAAUAAGCGGUGUGGGACAGCAGACACCCAUUUGCAUGCCUUUCUACUUCAUCAACCCCUCGGCCGCGGCGACUUAUAUGCCUUUUUUCGACAAAAGCAACAUUGAAAAGUACAUGUACCCAGCGGCGGCGGCCGCUCUGGCAUCUCCUUUCCCCUGGCUGUACCCAGCACACGCAUCAGCAGCGGCGGCCGCGGCUGCCGCUGCUGCCGCUUUCCCCGGCUUGGCUGUGCACGUUGGAGCCUCUUCCGAGUCCAAGGGCUUCCACAGUCCAGACAGCGACGAGUCACUCGAGGCUGAGUUGGAUUCACCAGAGGAGCGCGAGGAUAGUCCCGCGAGUGACUACGGGGAGGAUGACGUGGCUGAAACGUCCCAAGAGAGCAAGGACAGUCCUCGCGCUCAGUUUUCUGCUUGUCAAACGAGCUAAUUUCUUUCUCCGUGUUACCUCUGCGUCUGCUGAGGAGUUUAUGUAUUUCCUUUUUUUUAGGCUACAAAACGAGGUUUCACAGAAGAGUUGCUCGUGUACAACAUAUUGGCUAAACAGGGGACAGUUGUGACUGAGUGUGCCUUUUGCACUGAUGCUAGAUUAGUCAAACUAAAUGAUUAUCGACAAUGAUUGAAACAAAUACACGGCUGUGUUGUGCUGGAGUUAGUUUUUUAUCCUCUUUGAUAAAAUAUUUUGAAGUGGCAGCAUUGGUGCCAAACCUUUGAGUACUACAACAGUGCGCAAUAUCCCAAUCAGAGUGUCUCUUUGGAUGUAUGAAGUUGCAACUGACCUUUGCCAAGGUUAUUAAGACUGAUUCUGACUGUACAUAUUAUUACCUGGAAGACAGUCUGAUUCAUUAACAUGUAAAUGAGGCUAUAAAUGAAGUGCCCCUGGAAGUGGAACGCCCCCAAUACCUCAUCCACAACUUUGCAUGGGGUAGGCUGAAUUGGAGGCACAUGACUGUACCCCCUGAGAAGAAAUUAAUGGUAUCUCCAUCAUUAAUAAUUCAUACAAAGAACAGCUACUUUACACAUAAUAAAGAUACAUUAUGGGAAAGGUAUUAUGCCUGGUUGCCCUCAACUCAUUUUACACAUUUACAGAGUUUACUCUGGUUUCAUUUACUUGUUUGUUCUUGUGAGGAAAGAAGAAAAAAAAAGCAAUCAUUCACAAGGGGCUGCUUGACCUGAUAUUGUAAGUCCCCUGAAUGAGGCAUUUCAGCACCGAGAUGUGGUGACCUCCUGUACCUCCAAGAAACAUUGUAGGUUAGCACCUUAUAGAUCUUUGAUAUUGAAUGUACUUGUAUUUUCCCAGCUGUUAAAGUUUGUAUGUAGGAUGAUCUUUACUCUUUGAGACGUAAAGUGCACUUUUUCUGCUCUUACUCUCAAACAGUCACCUUAUAAUUUUGAGAGUCAAUCGCUGUAGUUCUCUUAGAACCUUUUUAUUGUGUUGAGUUGUCUGGAAAUAAUAAUACAAAAGAAGAGGGAAGAGAUACCACAUGCUUUGUGAUGAUUUCGUGCAGUAAAGUGGUCAUUAAGUCAUUUGCCUGAUUUGACAAAACACUACUUAUUUCUGGCUCUUUCGAAGCAAAAUUAUUCAAAUCAUAAUCAGAUUUGAAAACCCUGCAACCCAUGACCGGACUAUCCCAGAUUCUGUGAUAUAUGCUAUCAAUAUGUAAAACCUUGCUUUUGAAAUAUUUUACAAAGCUGUGGUUAUGUGACCAUCACUGAUGAUCAUUGGCGUUUUAGGAACUUUUAACUUUAUCUUGGCCUGUUUUCUAUGAGAUUAAUUCCUGAAAGUAUAGUUAUAUUCAGCUUUUUUUAAGUUUCACAUGUGAUCGAAUAAACAGAUGGUUUUCAUUGCAUUUUCCAUACACAACAUUGCUUUUGUAGUUUACUUCAGCUGGUUUUGCCUCAAAUCUGUUACCAAGUGUUAUAUAAAGUGGCAUGUGUGUCUGUAAAUAUUUUUUUGUGAAUAUACCAUAAAGUAUACAUGUCUAUGUCAAUGUUGUAAAAGUCUAUGGAUUUUUUAAAGAUUUAACUGAGCAACUGUUGCACAUUUCGUUAAUGCUUUACACAUAUGCUGUUAUAAAUUAUUGCUGAUGAGUUGUAAAAUAAAUAUCAAAACUAACUC
Messenger RNA from Cyclopterus lumpus (lumpfish), 3125 nucleotides. It is a transcript of the gene bhlhe41, whose product is annotated as basic helix-loop-helix family, member e41. The record is from RefSeq and is a predicted model, not a curated record. Gene Ontology annotation, molecular function: DNA-binding transcription factor activity, RNA polymerase II-specific; RNA polymerase II cis-regulatory region sequence-specific DNA binding; protein dimerization activity. The transcript has 5 exons. Gene Ontology annotation, cellular component: nucleus. NCBI's taxonomy places the organism in Eukaryota, Metazoa, Chordata, Actinopteri, Perciformes, Cyclopteridae. The coding region runs from base 135 to 1436 and encodes 433 amino acids. Gene Ontology annotation, biological process: anterior/posterior pattern specification; regulation of neurogenesis; regulation of transcription by RNA polymerase II.